Exserohilum turcica Et28A is the source of this 790-nucleotide messenger RNA. RefSeq lists its product as uncharacterized. Lineage: Eukaryota; Fungi; Ascomycota; Dothideomycetes; Pleosporales; Pleosporaceae. The coding region runs from base 1 to 648 and encodes 215 amino acids. The record is from RefSeq and is a predicted model, not a curated record. The transcript has 2 exons.
AUGGCAGGCUACGGCAACCGCACCGCGCCCUCGUACACAGCCGCAGACCUCGAGUCCCAACACACCAGCACGCGGCUCAACCUGGUAGAUUCGCACACGCCGUACCACAAUCCGCACGACAAGCACGGCUCGGGCACCACGGGCGGCGCUGGUUUCGUCUUGUCCUUGAUCCUGUUCUCAGAGGUGGCCUUUGGUGGCGCUAUGCACGCUUCACUACAUAUUCAGCUUUCCAUUUCCCUUUCCACUGCCUUGCCUCCUCCUCCUCCUCUCCAUCUUCUUCUUCCUCUGCUCAUUCACCCACUAACACAUUCUCCACACACACCAGGCAACAAGCGCUCGUCCUCGUCCUCGACCCCCUCCUCCUCAAGCAAAGACAACUCAGAAUUCCGCUUCGGGUCGCACGACUCGACGACGCCAUACUCGCAUCCCGCGCCGCUGGGCAGCGGGUCGACGGGCGGCGCGGGCUACGGGAACAAGACGGGCGAGAUGGGGGGUCCGACGCCGGAUUCGGCCGUGGGCCGAAUCGUCGAGAAGGUCGGGGGCGUGGUGCGGAGUCAGAGGGUGGUUGGCGUGGGGAGGGGGAUGCGGGAGAGGGAGGGGUAUGGGAGGGAUGAGGAUGAUGAGGGGGAGGAGAGGGUGGCUAAUUAAUUUUAGGGUUUUAUAACAGAUACUUUAUGAAUGCUCGUUAUUGUGGGAGUAAAGAUAGUCGAGCUACUUUUGGAGGCGUCGAGAUUGUGUCAGCUAAGUAUUCCUGACAUGGCUGGAAUGAGCUUAGUAUUUGUAUUUAAAC